Molecule: messenger RNA, 951 nt
Organism: Elephantulus edwardii (Cape elephant shrew)
Lineage: Eukaryota; Metazoa; Chordata; Mammalia; Macroscelidea; Macroscelididae
Product: protein phosphatase 1G-like
Exons: 2
Biological process (GO): protein dephosphorylation
Cellular component (GO): nucleoplasm
Molecular function (GO): protein serine/threonine phosphatase activity
Source: RefSeq, a predicted model, not a curated record
CACUAUGGGCAGAACUGUCACAAGGGCCCUCCCCACAGCAAAUCUGGAGCCUCUGACAAGCUGCCUCGAGUUGCUAAGUCCAAGUUCUUUGAGGACAGUGAGGGUGAGUCAGAUGAGGCGGAGGAGGAAGAAGAAGACAGUGAGGAAUGCAGUGAGGAAGAGGAUGGCUACAGCAGUGAGGAGGCAGAGAAUGAAGAAGAUGAGGAUGACACCGAAGAGGCAGAAGAGGAUGAUGAAGAAGAAGAAGAGAUUAUGGUGCCUGGGAUGGAAGGCAAAGAGGAGCCUGGCUCUGACAGUGGCACGACAGCACUGGUGGCUCUGAUACGAGGGAAGCAGUUAAUUGUGGCCAAUGUUGGAGACUCUCGCUGUGUGGUCUCUGAAGCUGGAAAAGCUUUGGAUAUGUCAUAUGACCACAAACCAGAGGAUGAAAUGGAGCUGGCACGCAUCAAGAAUGCUGGUGGCAAGGUCACCAUGGAUGGCCGAGUCAAUGGGGACCUCAACCUCUCCAGAGCAAUCGGCGACCACUUCUACAAGAGAAACAAGAACCUGCCACCUGAGGAACAGAUGAUUUCAGCCCUUCCUGACAUCAAGGUGCUGGCUCUCACUGAUGAUCACGAAUUCAUGGUCAUUGCCUGUGAUGGCAUUUGGAAUGUGAUGAGCAGUCAGGAAGUUGUAGACUUUAUUCAAUCAAAGAUCAGCAAGCGUGAUGAAAAUGGGGAGCUUCGGUUACUGUCAUCCAUUGUGGAAGAGCUGCUCAAUCAGUGCCUAGCACCUGAUACAUCUGGGGAUGGUACAGGGUGUGACAACAUGACUUGCAUCAUCAUUUGCUUCAAGCCCCGAAACACGGCUGAGCUCCAGCCAAAGAGUGGCAAGCGGAAACUGGAAGAGGUGCUCACCUCUGAAGGGGUGGAGGAAAAUGGCAACAGUGACAAGAAGGUCAAGCGGGACUAG